AUGUCGCACCGUAAAUUUUCGGCGCCCAGGCACGGAUCUAUGGGAUUCGCGCCGAAAAAGCGCUCUAGGACUUACAGAGGUCGAAUAAAGGCUUUCCCCAAGGAUGAUCCGUCGAAGCCCAUUCAUCUCACAGCAUUCCUUGGUUACAAGGCUGGAAUGACACACAUCGUUCGUGAUGUUGACAAGCCAGGAUCAAAGGUUAACAAGAAAGAGGUCGUCGAAGCAGUAACCGUUAUUGAAACACCACCAAUGGUAAUCGUAGGCAUUGUCGGGUACAUCGACACUCCACGUGGACCACGACCGUUCAAGUCUGUCUUUGCUGAGCACCUCAGCGAGGACUGCCGCCGCCGCUUCUACAAAAACUGGUGCAAAUCCAAGAAGAAGGCCUUCACAAAAUACGCGAAGAAGUGGCAGGAUGAGGAUGGCAGAAAGGUCAUUGAGUCGGAUCUCAACAAGAUGAAGAAGUACUGUUCUGCUAUCCGAGUUGUAGCUCACACUCAGAUGAAAAUCUUGAACAGAAAGCAAAAGAAGGCUCACUUAGUUGAGAUUCAAGUGAAUGGUGGAACUAUAGAGGAGAAGGUCAAUUGGGCCAAGGAACAUCUUGAGAAGCAGGUCCCUGUUGACACCGUUUUCUCCCAAGACGAGAUGAUCGACACUAUUGGUGUAACGAAAGGUCACGGAUUCAAGGGCGUAACCAGCAGAUGGGGUACCAAAAAGCUUCCACGCAAAACUCACAAAGGUCUCCGCAAGGUUGCUUGUAUUGGGGCGUGGCAUCCUUCUCGUGUUGCUUUCACUGUUGCUCGAGCUGGUCAGAAGGGUUACCAUCAUCGUACUCACAUCAAUAACAAGGUGUACAGAAUCGGCCGAUCAUGCCUAACUCCAGAUGGCAAGAACAAUGGAGCCACUGAAUUCGAUCUUACCGAGAAGAGCAUCAACCCUAUGGGAGGUUUCCCCCGCUACGGUCUUGUUAACCAGGACUACGUCAUGCUGCGUGGUGCUGUCAUGGGACCUAAGAAGCGCUUAAUUACAUUGAGGAAAUCGCUUGUAGUGCAAACUAAGAGAUUUGCUCAUGAGAAGAUUAACUUGAAGUGGAUCGACACUAGUUCCAAGACCGGACACGGACGAUUCCAGACAACUGCUGAAAAGAAGGCAUUCAUGGGCAAGCUCAAGAAAGAUUUCCUUGCGGAGAGCAAAGCCUAA
Messenger RNA from Necator americanus (New World hookworm), 1200 nucleotides. RefSeq lists its product as uncharacterized. Gene Ontology annotation, biological process: translation. Gene Ontology annotation, molecular function: RNA binding; structural constituent of ribosome. The coding region runs from base 1 to 1200 and encodes 399 amino acids. The record is from RefSeq and is a predicted model, not a curated record. Lineage: Eukaryota; Metazoa; Nematoda; Chromadorea; Rhabditida; Ancylostomatidae. The transcript is spliced from 6 exons. Gene Ontology annotation, cellular component: ribosome; cytosolic large ribosomal subunit.